Gastrolobium bilobum is the source of this 2037-nucleotide messenger RNA. RefSeq lists its product as uncharacterized. Lineage: Eukaryota; Viridiplantae; Streptophyta; Magnoliopsida; Fabales; Fabaceae. Bases 420 to 1835 code for a protein of 471 amino acids. The transcript is spliced from 2 exons. The record is from RefSeq and is a predicted model, not a curated record.
GUUUCUUUCCUACAUGUUCCCUACCCCUGAUCCACUCUCACCAGUUCACACUCCACUCCACAACCAAUCCUUGCCUUUCCAUCUUAAUCUUCUUCUUCUACUUCUUAUACCACAAAUUCUGAUUCCCCAUCAUCUUCUUUGGAUCUAGCAAGGGUUUUCAGAAGAAGUAAAAAAGCUCCUUAACAUUGUUACUACUAGAUUGAAGCUGAGAUUUUCAAGGAUGAGCUAAUCUCAUGUGACAAAUGUGGAGAUUGAAUCCACCAAACAUGGGUUGGGGAUGGUACUCAAAGAGGGUUCCAAGGAGGGUCUGGUUAUGGUUCCAAAUCUCAAUGGGUGUCCUUGUGGCUAGGAAUCACACUUCUUCCAGACUUUGCUCUUCUGGGUACUACAGGAUUUGAGGGAAAGAAACAAAAGUUUCCAUGGAUUCCAAGGGCUUCAAGUUCCGCAUCCUUAGCGGGUCUAUAGCGAGGUGUGUGUUUUUCCGUGCAUUGUUUCUUGCCUUUGCUGUUUCCAUCGUUUCUCUGCUUCGAAUCCUACCUACCCUCGAUUUGGGAUCUUUGGCUCCGAAGAACUAUGUUGACUGUGUCAACGAUUCAGAAUCACAUGCCAAAAAUGGCACUUCGACUCCUGGUUCCUACUUGUUCCAGAGUCGGAUCCUCCACAGCUUCUGGGGUUCCUUUGACUCCGAGAAUUGCAAGAAAGACAUAAACUUGACUUUCAGUGUAGUCACAGAGCUAAUGGGUAAAGGGUUAUUGGAUUGCGGCGCAAAAAGUCUCUGCAUUGGAGAAGGUUCAGACAUGGUUGUCUUGGCAAUGCAACAUUUAGGAUUCUCCGGAGUCAGUGGUGUACACAAGCACCGUUUGUUCUCCUUCAACAUGAAGAAAAUCGUGUACAUGCUUGAGUACCAGGACUCUUCUUUUGAUUUCGUGUUCUCCAAGGAUGUAGACAAGGUUUCAGUCCCUUCAUUGCUCGUGCUUGAGGUUGAGCGCAUCCUUAAGCCUGGUGGAAUCGGUGCCUUGCUUGUGUCAGCUACCUCAGUGUCAUCAUUGUUGAGAUCUUCCAGCGUCGUGCAUGUUGGUUAUGUCAAUGAGUUUAGCCUUGUAGUUUUCAAGAAAAGAUCUGAAAACACAAGCUCCUUCUUCUAUCAUUAUGGCCUUCCAGCAGAUUGUGUAAGUGUUACCUUCACCAAGCCUCUCGUGGAGCUCAUGGAGCCUCUUGUGGAGGAAACACCACUUUCAGGGUAUGAGAAAAGCAUAUCCUAUUUGCCUAAUUUUGUGGACGUUUCUAGUAGGAAGCGUUUGGUGUAUAUUGAUAUGGGGGUAGGGGAGCUACUGAACACAGAUGUCACUGAUUGGUUCCCACCUUCUUAUCCUAUUGAUCAGAAAGCUUUCAAUGUGUAUUUUGUUCAUUACAACACUUCCAUUCUGUUGUCCUAUGUGAAACAACCUCGUGUCUCCUUUGUUUAUCAUCCGGGAUUGGCUGGGAAGGUUGAAGCCAAAGCUGGUGUGGAUGGAGACUUGGAUCCUUUUUUGGGAGAGGAAGAGUUUGAUUUCCUUGACUGGUUCAAAGAAACUGUGCAGCAUGCUGAUUUUGUGGUCCUGAAGAUGAAUGCAGGGAAAGUUGAAAUGAAGUUCCUCUCAGAUAUAUUUGAAAGUGGAGCUAUUUGCUUUGUUGAUGAGCUAUUUCUCAGUUGCUCAGACAGUGGAGAUGUUAAAAGUAAAACUAUGAGCAGCAAGGAACACUGCAUGGAUAUUUAUAGGGGUCUCAGAAGCAAUGGUGUCUAUGUCCAUCAAUGGUGGGAUACUAAAUUACAUCAAGGGCCUCAGGUGUCAUAGAUAUGAUGAUUGUCGCGUGAGAUAAAUUGUAUCUGUUUUGUGUGUUUGAUGUAUUGGAUAACAGAACAACAAUCUUAGUAGUGUUGUAUUUGUUGUUUGUCAAGAAUGUAGGAUGCUAAUGUUGAUGCACUGAGCUGCAUGCUUUGUAUUUUCUUUUUCUUUUCUUUUUUUUAACAAAGUUUAAUGGCAAGUAAAAAUUGUC